CAAAUUCCACAGCCAAAUCAUAUCCUCACAAUCUCUUCUAGCAAGUAUUUUUCUUUCUUCUCCAAAGUCAAUUGUGAACUAAAUCCUCUUCUAAAGUCAUAACAUAGACAGAAAUGGCUCUUCUAUUGCCUGGUAUUCUGCAUGCUAAGCAGAUUAUCCGCAGGUCUGUUUCUGGUCUUGCUAAAAAUGUUCCAAAAGGCUACAUUGCAGUCUAUGUUGGAGAGGAACAGAAGAAGCGGUUUGUGGUACCCAUAUCAUACCUGAAUAAACCUUCAUUUCAAGAAUUGCUAAGUAAGGCAGAGGAAGAAUUUGGGUUUCAUCAUCCCAUGGGUGGCCUUACAAUUCCCUGCAGAGAAGACAUCUUCAUUAAUAUCACUUCUCGCUUAAGUGAAUUUUAGUACAUGUCACUAAAAUUGAUCAGAGCAGACAGAUUUGUGCAUUUCUUCUCUUUGUCAGAAUGGAUAGAGCAAGAAAUGUCUACCAAGUGAUGAAAAAUCACUGCAGUUUCUCAAGGAAAUGAGUCUACUUAAGGUCACUUCACUUGGGUAGACAUUUUCCCAAGAUCAUUCAGACUAUAAGCAUAUUCUCCAAUGGGUGCAGACGACUCAAGGUCACCAUAUGUAUCAGAAGGCCUUAUUUCAAUGCCUGCCAUGAUCUCACUGGUUGCUUGAAUCACUCACAAGAAAGAUGAAAGACAUGAAAACCACUAGUCCAUUAAACAUGAACUGUCAGACAAAUUAAAGAAAAAGCCGUUCCUCUUGAGUUUUGAAUUAAGAUAAUUGAUUUAUUCAUUCAUUUCAUUGUAAAAUUUUGCAUUGUCUAUGAUGAAAUUAAGGAUUCUGAA
Quercus robur (English oak) is the source of this 844-nucleotide messenger RNA. RefSeq names its product auxin-responsive protein SAUR21-like. The coding region runs from base 114 to 398 and encodes 94 amino acids. The record is from RefSeq and is a predicted model, not a curated record. Gene Ontology annotation, biological process: response to auxin. The transcript has a single exon. NCBI's taxonomy places the organism in Eukaryota, Viridiplantae, Streptophyta, Magnoliopsida, Fagales, Fagaceae.